CGCAACAACCUGGUAAAUCCGCCCCCUCACAUAAUCCAAAAUGGCGGCCACCAUGGGGAGACUUCUCAGGACCUCUGCGAGGGUUGCAGCAGGAGCAUUGAAGGUGUCAGCAGCCGGUCCACACAGAGGAUCCGGGGCUGCAAGAAUCCUCAGCGCUCCCUCCCCCCAGAGAGCCUGUUUCUCUACCAGCACUUCCUGGUGGAGCCCUGCUGUCACUCAGCCCGCACCGGACUUUAAGGGCACAGCUGUCCACAAUGGGGAGUUCAAGGAAAUGAGCCUUGCAGAUUUCAAGGGCAAAUACCUGGUCCUCUUCUUCUAUCCCCUGGAUUUCACCUUUGUGUGUCCAACGGAGAUCAUCUCAUUCAGCGACAAAGCCAGUGAGUUCCACGACAUAAACUGCGAGGUGGUGGGCGUGUCCGUGGACUCUCACUUCACCCACCUGGCAUGGACCAACACACCACGCAAGACUGGAGGCCUGGGAAACAUCCACAUCCCCCUCCUGUCCGACCUCAACAAACAGAUCUCCAGAGACUACGGGGUGCUGCUGGAGGGGGCGGGCAUUGCGCUCAGGGGCCUGUUUGUCAUCGAUCCAAACAGUGUGGUCAGACACAUGAGCGUUAAUGACCUCCCGGUAGGUCGUAGUGUAGAGGAGACGCUUCGGUUGGUCAGGGCAUUCCAGUUUGUGGAGACCCACGGGGAGGUGUGUCCAGCCAGCUGGACCCCCGAGUCCCCAACGAUCAAACCAACGCCACAAGGAUCCAAGGAGUACUUUGAAAAAGUCAACUGAAGAACGUAUGAAUGUAUAUGAACAAUAUUAGUGUAUAGUUUCUACAUUGUAUUUACUCACAUGCAGCUGCAUGCACUAAUAAACCCAUUCUCUGUAAA
This is a messenger RNA of Pungitius pungitius (ninespine stickleback), 885 nucleotides long. It is a transcript of the gene prdx3, whose product is annotated as peroxiredoxin 3. The transcript has 7 exons. Gene Ontology annotation, molecular function: thioredoxin peroxidase activity. Gene Ontology annotation, cellular component: mitochondrion; cytosol. The record is from RefSeq and is a predicted model, not a curated record. The coding region runs from base 41 to 787 and encodes 248 amino acids. Gene Ontology annotation, biological process: response to oxidative stress; cell redox homeostasis; cellular response to stress. Lineage: Eukaryota; Metazoa; Chordata; Actinopteri; Perciformes; Gasterosteidae.